Messenger RNA from Rubroshorea leprosula, 1204 nucleotides. Lineage: Eukaryota; Viridiplantae; Streptophyta; Magnoliopsida; Malvales; Dipterocarpaceae. The record is from the annotation of a GenBank genome assembly.
AAAUCUCCCAAUCUAUGGAGAUUAAACACUAUUCAUCGAGUGGAAGAACUGAAAUCUGUGAUCAGAAUGGGACCAAUAUGGGCAUCUGGGAUCCUGCUCAUCACAGCCUAUGCUCAACAAAGCACCUUUUCCCUCCAGCAAGCCAAGACCAUGGACCGACACCUCAGCAAGUCCUUUGAGAUCCCUGCCGGAUCCAUGUCCGUCUUUACCAUGGCCUCCAUGCUGUCCACGGUCGUCAUCUACGACCGCGUCUUCGUCCACGUCGCCCGCCGCUUCACGGGGCUCGACCGUGGCAUCACCUUCUUGCAGCGGAUGGGGAUAGGCUUAGUCAUUUCGAUAUUAGCCACUCUGGUUGCUGGCUUCGUGGAAGUGAAGCGGAAAAAGGCGGCUUUCGCCCAUGGGCUUGAAGAUAAGGCCCAUUCCAUCAUCCCCAUUUCAGUGUUCUGGCUAGUCCCACAGUACAGCCUACAUGGGAUAGCUGAAGCAUUCAUGUCAAUCGGUCACAUGGAAUUUUUCUACGACCAGUCACCGGAGAGCAUGAGGAGCACCGCCUUUGCUCUGUUUUGGCUAUCGAUUUCCAUGGGAAAUUAUGUGAGUACCCUUUUGGUUUCCUUAGUGCACAAGUUCAGUGCGAAGCAGGACGGUUCGAAUUGGCUGCCGGACAACAACUUGAACAAAGGAAAGUUGGAGUACUUUUAUUGGUUAAUUACUUGCUUGCAGGUUUUUAAUCUUAUUUACUACCUUUGUUGUGCCAAGAAAUACACACUUAAGCCAAUCCAGUUUCAAAGUAAAGAGAGUGACUCCGAAGAAGGUAGAUCAGUAGAGCUUGCCAAUAAAGUUUAAUUUAUUGGUUUGGAUCUUGUACAUAAAAAUGCUUCCUGCUUUUCUCUUUUGCUUUGUCAAGGUAGCGUCUUCUCUUUCCCCAGUGAUAGAUAAAGUAGCUAGGCCAGACGUCUAAGUAGUUUUUUUCUUUUCUUUUUUUUUUUUUCUUUUUUAUAAGGGCAAUGGUUAGUAUGUUAGUAUUGUUAGAUGUUAGUAACUGGGGAUCGAGAUCUGGUGAACAGUCCACCAACCUCAAUGGAGCGCGUGGCAAUCGGGCCGUUUGGUGGAAUUCGACGUCUAAGUAGAUAUGUAUCAUUAAUAUAGGCCUGUAAAAAUACUUAAUGAUGAAGGAACUUGACAAAAAUAAAUAAAUAACUUGGUU